AUGGGCGAACUUAAGGUUGUGUUGGUGGGCGUCGGUGGCGUGGGCAAGUCCGCUUCGACCAUCACUUACGUGUCCAACAUCUGGAUCUCCGACUACGAUCCUACUAUCGAGGACUCGCACCGCAAGCAGGUUGCUGUAGAUGGCGAGGUCUCCAUGCUGGACAUUCUGGACACUGCUGGUCAGGAGGAGUACGAGUCGAUGCAGGACCAGUGGUUCCGAACGGGAGAAGGUUUCCUCAUGAUCUACGCCAUAACGAACAAGAAGAGCUUCAUGGAAAUCUCUCGGCUACGAGACAAGAUCCUCAGAAUCAAGGACAAGGCCGCCGUACCCAUGGUCCUCAUGGGCAACAAGAGUGAUCUUGAGACCGAGAGGGAGGUGUCCAAGAAGGAGGGCGAGGACCAGGCCGCGAACUUCAACAUCCCCUUCUUCGAGGCCAGCGCCAAGAACCACCAGAACAUCGACGAGGCCUUCGACCAGCUCGUGCGCGAGAUCAGGCGCUUCAGGAAGCAGUCCACCGGCGGCCCCGGCCCCGGCGGCAAGACCGGCUCCGGCCUCUCCGGCGGCAAGAAGAAGGGCUGCAGCCUCUUCUAA
Acanthamoeba castellanii str. Neff is the source of this 591-nucleotide messenger RNA. RefSeq names its product Ras subfamily protein. Gene Ontology annotation, molecular function: GTPase activity; GDP binding; GTP binding. NCBI's taxonomy places the organism in Eukaryota, Discosea, Longamoebia, Acanthamoebidae. Gene Ontology annotation, biological process: Ras protein signal transduction. Bases 1 to 591 code for a protein of 196 amino acids. The transcript is spliced from 4 exons. The record is from RefSeq and is a predicted model, not a curated record. Gene Ontology annotation, cellular component: plasma membrane.